AUAGAAGGUGAUAAGCAACUUUAGUUAAACACAGAAGUCACCCUUCAUAACGGCAAGAAAGCAACAAUGAAGUCUCUCCGAUUCCUUAGCGCUGAAGCAUUCGUGUCAAAUGCAGACUUUGCAAGGAAGAGUCUCAGCAGUGUUGCCCAUAAUCUUUUUCCUCUUCUUUUUAAAGCAAGCUAUUUAUUAGAGCAAGGGGAAGUGAUUCAUGACUUGGUAAAGAACUGGCCGCUUGUCGACUUUAACAUGGGAAAACUUCUGGGAACUACUAUGGACUACCAGGAAGACCUGAGCCACAGAACAUGCUCAGUGUGCUUGGAAAGCUGUCUUACAGGGCUGAGAGACUAUGUCCUGCAUCAUCCUUCUCCCUAUGUGAAAAGGUUGAAACUAGUGGACCUGACAGGUAUAAAAGAUGUUGAAGUUCAAUUUUGUGACUGUAAGAAGCCAAUGGGGAGGUGGGCCAGGACAGAGUUGCUCUCUAAGCUUUGUUUAGAACUGCUGGUUCACCUGCAACAAAUGCAAUGCAAGCCAUGUACCUUUAAAAUCAGUAUUGAUGUGCUAGUUGACUUGUUUGUUACGGAACGCAACUAUGAGCUGGUAGUGCAGGCCCUGUUGCAGAAAUGUUAUUGUCCACUGAAGAUCUGCUGUGUUGCAUUCAGAGCUGACAACUUGGCUUUGCAGAAAUUCUUCUAUAUCAUAAAGCUCACUGACCCCUCUUUGUUGCGCAAACUGGAAGUAGUUCACAAUGUUCGCCUGGAAAUGGAACACUUGGAAAUACUCUUCAACAGCAUCCACUUCCCUCUGCUGAUGUCCUUGACCCUGCCAGCACGAACAUUUAAUGUGCUGAGACACACAGCUUCAGAUGAACUGAUGCUUACCACAAUUGGAGAAAAGAUGGGUGAAAUGACACAACUGACUGAGCUGAGUCUGGCUUUUUCUAUACUCACAGGAAGAAUACAGAAACUGCUCAGCCCACUAAAAACUCCGCUGAAGAUGCUGGAUGUUUCUAACUGCUCAUUGAACCAUGAUGAUAUGGCCUAUUUAGCCAAUAGCUUACAUUCUUAUCACUUGGAAGUCCUGGACCUGAGUGGGCAUGAUAUACCUGGCCUUUACCCAUCAACAUUCUUCAAACUUCUUAGCCAUUCCUCUUCAGUGCUUAGGAGUCUUAUCUUGGAGGACUGUAAUAUCCAAGAUAGUCAUGUCAACAUGCUGAUUUUAGGCUUAAGCCCUUGUCAUAAACUACAGGACUUUAAAUUUCUUGGAAACCCACUGUCAUCUGAAGCACUUAAACACCUUUUCGCAUUUCUCUGUGAAUUGCCAAUGCUGAAAAAUGUGGAGUUUCCAGUUCCAAUGGACUGUUACCCUAUUGGCAUCAGCUAUCCAAUUGAUGAUGCCAGUCUCUGCAGAUUUGAUCACCAAAAAUAUGAAAAAAUAGCAGAGGAGCUUAAUCUCAUUUUACUCCAAGGAAAUCGUGAGGAUGUGAAGGCUUCAACUCCACUCUUUGGCAGUUAUGAUGCAGCUGUUCAGGAGACAAAUGAAGAAUUGGGAGCCUAUUUGAUUAUGUCCUUUAAGGAGACUUUAGAAAAGUUCACUGCUUCUCUUAGCAAAAUGAGUUAAAGUUAUAACACAGUGGUGAUCAGAUGUUCUGCCGAAUCAGAAGCAAGUUUAGUCUUUACUGGAAAUGUGGCCUUCAUUGAUCAGUUUUGAGCUUUCUUUAAUUUCUUUAAUUUCUGGACUGAAUUUACUUCUGUUUUAAUAUCUUCUGCUCAUUUGAGUUAUUUUAAUUAUGCUAUUUCAUACCACUUACAUAAAAUACUGCUUCAUCUCAAAAGAAGGGAAGAUCCUUAAUAGCUUAUCUUUUUACACAAAAGCACUUAAGCACUUUGUUUCUUAGUAAAACAAGAGGUGUCUAAGCUUGGCUGACUUCCACAGUUUUCUCUGAUUUGGCAGUGAGGCUUACAGCCCAACAGAAAAGAAGAGUGACAUUUAUUUGGCAAGCCCCUGUGCAAGAAAUGUAUUUGAGUGACUGUACACAGCAUCCCAGACCCCUCAACAAACUGUAUUAGAAUGUGGAUAAAGUGGCUAAUGGAGUGUCAGAAUGCAGCAGUAGGGCCACAAAAACACAUCUAGGGAACGUACUAUAAAAGAGGAGGAAACUCUGGGCAAGUGUCAUAGUCUACUCAACUUCUCACCUGUAACUCUGCAGAUGGGCCAAAGAGAAAGAUACUAGCAAAUCUUCUACAUCUGCUGAAAGCCAGUCAAAUCUAUCAGAAUCCAAACUGGA
This is a messenger RNA of Anas platyrhynchos (mallard), 2284 nucleotides long. RefSeq names its product leucine rich repeat containing 14B (gene LRRC14B). Gene Ontology annotation, cellular component: cytoplasm. NCBI's taxonomy places the organism in Eukaryota, Metazoa, Chordata, Aves, Anseriformes, Anatidae. The record is from RefSeq and is a predicted model, not a curated record.